Messenger RNA from Orbilia oligospora ATCC 24927, 1770 nucleotides. RefSeq lists its product as uncharacterized. NCBI's taxonomy places the organism in Eukaryota, Fungi, Ascomycota, Orbiliomycetes, Orbiliales, Orbiliaceae. The record is from RefSeq and is a predicted model, not a curated record. The transcript has a single exon. Bases 1 to 1770 code for a protein of 589 amino acids.
AUGCCCCCAAGCCCGCUUUGGCAUAAUCUCCUUCUCCCUCUCCUUCUCCUCACAAUCUCCCCCGUCUACUCUUUCAGAAUCGAAUUCGGUACCGGCUCCUCCCCCUCCAAAAAUUUCGAACUCCUCCAACCCCCAGCAGUUUACCCCCCAACCGACGAAACCUGUCAUGAAAUCACCACAACUCUAUCCCCAGAAUCAGGACUAGACUUAAUCCGCGUCCAAAGCAACCAACCAAAUGACGGAGAUCCCGCAGGAAUCAUAGCAUUCUACAACAAUCUAGAAGAAUGUAAAGAAUCAAAUCCAAUGUAUAUAUCAUGGUUCAAACCCAACACACGAAGUAUACAAGCUGCUUCGCCGUAUUGGACUAUAAUCCGUUUGGGAGAGUUAAAAGGUAGUUGGACACUAGGGAGAACAGGAUAUCCGGAACCUAGAGCUUGGAGGAAUAUUCCACAACGGGGAGUUUCUCCGGAAAUUGGGGUUGUUAGGAGGUUGAAGAUGAAGUCUGGAGAUGUGGCUAUGUUGUUCGAUGAAGGGUGGGGGGUUGAUACUGGUGGUGUGGUUUGGGAAGCUGGGGAUGAGGAUGAACGAUCUUUAAGGCUGUCGCAGGGGUUACAGGAUGUUAAUGGUGUAUUACCGCAGAGGAAACCGAGUUAUCAAACCCAGCAGUCUGAUGGGACGGAAAUAUUCUUAUAUCCUGAUGGAUCUAGGAAGGCGGUUAUUCCUGACGGUCCAGUUGUCGAUACUAGACCCGAUGGAACGGCUACAAUACAUCAAGAUGGGCCUGAUGGGUUUAUUGCGGAGUACAAUCCACGAACUGGUGCUUUAGUUCAAGAUAAUGAAGGAAGACACAUUCGUCUCAACCUCGAGGAACUAGAGGAACUCGACGCUCUCGAAGCAGCCGGGUUUUUUAAAUCACGAACAGCAUUUAACGAAGCCAUGUUGGAGUUACAAUCAAGUCUGUUCAGUCCAAACUCAGGAGCCUACGAUGCAUUAUCACGAUUAAGCCCAAGCGGAAAUUUCGUCGCAGAAGAUAUAGGAAGUCCUACAGAACAAGACGAUUCACCACAACCCCGCGAUUCAGUAUCUUUACCAGAACCAAAUAAAGGUAAAAACAUCCUUCAAAAGAUCGGAUCAGCUUUGAAAAAAGUAUAUAACUGGGCUCGACAGUCAUGUAAACUCCGGUCUGGGAAGUCAUUACGAUCUCCAGUUCUUCCAGAAUGCGCCGCAGAUAUGGAGUUCAUGCGAGAAAACGAGUUUAGUCCGUUUUCUUUAGGUUCCCCUUCAGCUUCUGCAUCAUACUUAGGUGAUCAAUCGAACGGCCAACGGUUGUCUAGAUUUAACCAAGGCAAGACAAUAGAAACACCCAAUGGUGCCGAGCAAAGCUUCAAACACACAUUCUCCCCGGUACCCGAUGGAACAGACGGUGAUUUUACAGAAGAAAACCUAGAAUCACCCUACUUCGCACAGGUACCCGGUAACGAAUUUACAUUCCGUGAUGAAGAGAAUUCGAGAAGAUCGGAGGAUGUUGGUGAUCAGGAACCUGACGAGGUGAUACAAAUUCCGAAUCAAAUUCAAGAUUAUUCGUUAGGUAUUUUGAAUAUAUUGAAUCGUAAGAAGGAUACCUCAGAGUUUACGUUUAAAGGGGAACAGCAGGGGACUCAAAGUGUGAAUGAAAUUUAUACGGAUGGCCCGGUAGCGAGUUAUCCGGAGCUGAAUGAUAUUGAGGAAGAUGUUGUUGUACAGGAUAUUUCGAGGGCGUCGAGUUCAUAG